Messenger RNA from Caretta caretta (loggerhead turtle), 2087 nucleotides. RefSeq names its product protein phosphatase 1 regulatory inhibitor subunit 11 (gene PPP1R11). NCBI's taxonomy places the organism in Eukaryota, Metazoa, Chordata, Testudines, Cheloniidae. Gene Ontology annotation, cellular component: nucleus. Gene Ontology annotation, molecular function: protein serine/threonine phosphatase inhibitor activity; protein phosphatase 1 binding. The record is from RefSeq and is a predicted model, not a curated record.
CUGGCCGCGCAUGCGCGCCGCGCCCCCGUACGGCGGAAGCGCGGCGCGGAGAAUUCCCUUCCAGAGCCAGAGGAGCGGGGGCGGGGGACAGUGUUCCGGGAACUCGCACCCGGAAGCGGGAAGUAGCGGGCCGCCGGCCGGAAGUGGCGCGCGGCUGGGGGUGGGAGCCCGGCGGUCGCUCGCCGCGGGCUGCUGGGAGAGCCGGGGGCAGCCGCAGCAGCAGCAGCAGCAGCAGCCGGCGGGAGCGAGGCAGGGGCGGUGCGCGGCGCAGACUCUUCCCCCCGGCAACCGGGGCCGCGGCGGGCGGGGGCCGGGCAGCGCCAUGGCGGAGGCGACGGCGACAGCGGCGGCCGGUGGGGGGGCCGCCAGCACCACCGUCACCGAGACCGUGACCGUCGAGCCGGAGAACCGCAGCCUGACCAUCAAGCUGAGGAAGCGAAAGCCAGAUAAGAAGGUGGAAUGGUCGAGCGACACUGUGGACAACGAGCACUUGGGCCGUAGGUCGUCCAAAUGCUGCUGCAUCUACGAGAAGCCGCGGGCCUUCGGCGAGAGCUCCACAGAGAGCGAGGACGAGGAGGACGAGGGCUGCGGCAACGCCCACUGCAUCCGGGGCCACAGGAAGGGGGAGCAUGGGGGCCGGGGGGGCGGCGGCUCUGGGGGGGGCAAGGGCAGCCCCCGCAAGGCCGAGGCGCCGGGCCAGGACCACGCUGCAGCCAUGCAGCACUGAGCCCCUCCACCCCGCCGGACUGACCGGGGGACGCGGGCCUGUCCGUCUGUCCGUGAGCCUGCUGGCCUGCGAGCUGCUGUCGUCGGCCGUCCCGCCCAGUGCCCCGGCGUGGAAUGUACCGAGCCACGGGCCGGCUGCGUCUCUGUGCUUCUCCAUUAAACGUCUGUGUCGGUGACCACGAGCGGCCACGGCCUGCUGCUUUCUGCUGGGGGGGGCGGGCGCAGCUCUGCCGGUGCCCCCUGCUCCUGACGCGCUGCCCCCGGCCAGCCCAGCCCUGGGCUCCCCCCCCCCCCCAGCUCUGCCGGUGCCCAUCGCUCCUGACCCACAGCCCCCUGUCAGCCCUGUCCUUCCCUCCUCCAGCCCUGCUGGUGCCCCUCACUCCUGACCCACAGCCUCGCCCUUCCUUCCCCCAACCCUGCUGGUGCCCCUCACUCCUGACCCGCAGCCCCGCCCCUCCCUCCCCCAGCCUGGCUGGUGCCCCUCACUCCUGACCUGCAGCCCCCUGUCAGCCCCGCCCCUCCCUCCCCCAGCCCUACCGGAGCCCCUCCCUCCCGACCCACAGCCCCCUGCUAGCCCAGCCCUCGGUUUCUCUUCCCUCCCCACAGCUCUGCCAGUGCCCCUCAAUCCUCACCUACUGGUAUUCUCCCCCCAUCACAGACACAGCUCUGCCAAGGCCCUGAAAUAGAAGCUUUAAUCACCCUUAUUUUCCCUUUCAUAGCUGCAAAUGGUGUUGAUCAUAAAACGUUUACAGUGUCCUGGUAAGAGGACAAACAAUCUUUGGCUGUGGCCUUGUUUCCUUCCAUGCUUCUUCCUGAUGUAUAAAGGAGGCUUGUCGGAUUUUACCUGGAAAAGGUGUUUUUUUUUCCUGCUUGAUUUUUUUAACACUAGAAAUCUAGGUGUCGUCUGUCCUGGAAGUCUCUCUAGGUGACUAAAGAACUGGGGUGUUUACAGCAAUGCAGAUUCCCCGGAAGACAAACGCGCUACAUUGAUUUGUGUUCAAGUGAACACUGUUUCUUCGCAUUUAUCUCAAACACCCCCUAAACAGCUGAGAGAAAAACGGUCAUCGUGAAAGAAUCCCUGUUUCUGAAUCCCUUUCCCUUAUGACCUCUCCUGAGCUGCCUCCUGGUUCCUUCGAGGUAACCUCCAGCAAAACCGGGAAGACAAGAUGUGGACAUCCUGUUAUUUUCUAAAUUAAUAAGAAAAAUUAUCACCUGUCCCCCGCCAAAUAAACCCCUCACCUCGAAAGCUUUCUGUGUACCUCAUAAUGGGCAUGAACUUGACGCUUGAUUUCCACAUACCCACGCUCUGUGGUUUACCUUCAAUAAAUAUCCGUCCCAGUGAAACAGUCCUGCAGCAAUGA